Messenger RNA from Funneliformis mosseae, 174 nucleotides. The record is from the annotation of a GenBank genome assembly. NCBI's taxonomy places the organism in Eukaryota, Fungi, Glomeromycota, Glomeromycetes, Glomerales, Glomeraceae.
AUGGAUGUUUCUGCUGGCUAUAUUUGUAGAAUAUUGAGAUCCGAUACUUUACAGAUACUAACUGAUGUUAAAUGCUUUGAAAAAGUUCUCAAAUGCAUGAUUUUAACAAUUGUCUCCAAAACAAUUGAUGUUGUUGAAGGAAUAAAUGACGAUGAUACAUUAGACGAUUUGUAA